Messenger RNA from Uranotaenia lowii, 2159 nucleotides. It is a transcript of the gene knk, whose product is annotated as protein Skeletor, isoforms B/C. The coding region runs from base 1 to 2058 and encodes 685 amino acids. The transcript is spliced from 5 exons. The record is from RefSeq and is a predicted model, not a curated record. NCBI's taxonomy places the organism in Eukaryota, Metazoa, Arthropoda, Insecta, Diptera, Culicidae.
AUGACGUACGAAUUAAAUGAAUUAAUCGAAAGUUUUUCAUUUAUAGAUGCUCAAAAACCGGAGGACGGUCCUUACCGAGGUAAGUAUAUAGGGAAAUUCAACUCCUACCACCAUCAAGCAUCCGGCGAUGUGUACGCGGUGGACGAAUACACCUUCCUGGUGACGGGUUUCAACUACGACGGCAAUGGAGUCGACACGUUCUUCUGGUCCGGCGCCAGCAACCGCCCCGGACCGCAAGGGUUCAUAGUGCCGAAUGAGUACGGCAAAACCAACAUCCUAGAACGGUACUUCAACAAAGACUUCACGCUGCGACUGCCGGACAACAAAAAAAUCACUGAAGUCAAGUGGUUGGCCGUGUACGAUCUGAAUUCGCAGAACAACUUUGCUGAUGUGUAUAUACCGGAAGAUUUUGAACCUCCGGUAACGCAGAAAGCGGGAAGUCUAUCCCGCAACAGCCAUGCGGUGAGUAGCGAAGGAAUCGACAUCAUGGAUUCCAAAACGAUCCGUAUUACUGAGUUCAACUACGACGGCAAAGGGAAGCAGGUGCAGUUUUGGGUUGGCGUUGGACCGUCUCCUUCGUCCAAGGGUAGCAAGGUGCCCGAUGAGAUGGGAUAUUUGGACCCGAUAAGAGCCUACGAUAAGGAAACGAUCACGCUUGAGUUGCCAGGGGACAUGACAAUCUUCGAUAUCGAUUGGUUUUCGGUGUACGACGUAGAAACCAAAGAAGAUUGUGGAUCGAUUCUGAUUUCGGAUGACCUCAACGUCCCGCCAUCCUUGGUUAAGGUCACACCGCAUGCCGAAUCGUUGCCAAACUGUCGUCAACUUCACAAAGAUUAUCGGGUUUCCUGGGAGGUAUUCGGGCCGCAGGUCACUAUUCAAUUGGCCGGAAACGUGAAGCAGGAUGAAUAUAUGGCCUUUGGAAUUAGCGGAUCGGAUACAAAAAGUCAAAUGCAAGGCGCUGAUGUCGUAGUUGCUUUCAUCGAAGGGCACCAGGGAUAUGCUGUAGAUUACAACAUAACAUCAUUGGCACCUUGUGUCCAAGUCCUCGGACAAAAUAAAGGUGUUUGCAGGGAUGACGUGGUUGGUGGACAGGAUAGCUUUCAGCUACAUACAUUCGGGCGAGAAAACGGAAUCAACACGAUCACUUUCAGGCGCAUGUUGAUUUCGCCGGACAAUGGGGAUAAAGAAUUCCUGCUAGAUCGCCCUAUGUACAUGAUCUGGGCGAUGGGACGACUGGAUUCCAACAACGAACCUACCUAUCACGAUGUUUACCCUAAGCGGGACAUUGUGAUGUCGUUCAACACCUCGGAACCGGUGAAUGACUGCUUCAGUUUUACUCGAUCGGAAGUCAACCUGAAGGAUGUUUGGGAGCGUACGCAGAUAUUCGAUCGAUCGAUUCGUUCAUUUUCGGCAACACUCGGUCCCGCUGGUGGCAAACGGGCUUACCAGGGUAUCACCGGACAUGUAUCCAAUGGGCUUGCAUGGUACAUUAAUGGUUUUAUGGUGCCUGAGCUGUGGCUACGUCGGGGUUUGACCUAUUCGUUCAAGGUUCGCGGAGGCAACAACCCUCAUUCGCCGGAGUUCUAUCACCCGCUAGUCAUAACAGAUGAACCUCGCGGGGGUUUCGAUCGUCUUUCGGACGCAAAGCAGAGCGAAAUUAGAGUUUUGGCUGGGGUAGAGUUUACUCGUCGAGGUCGCCCAAAACCUACUGCUGCUGGACCUCUAUGCCUGGCCCGACAUCCGGACGGUCAGGAUCGCCGGUUGGACGACAACUUCGCCACCUUCAAGAAGUUCAAUCGGACGCUACGGUGGAGCUGCGAUUCUGGCGAUCCAGCUAUUCUGGAAAUCACACCGAAUUCGAGUUGGCCGGAUGUGGUGUACUAUAACAGUUUCACGCACGCCAACAUGGGCUGGAAGAUUCAUAUCGUCGACAGUUAUAGUAAUUCAGCGCGAAGUGGCACCGACCGAAUGCAAGGGAACUUAAGACUGCUGAUAGGGAGUACGGUGAUAAUGAUGGCAGUGUCCAUUUCCCGACGACUGUUUUCUGAGAUUUGUUGAAAGAGAUAGCGGGUUCGCUGUGGUAGCGUUUAGUGUGAUCGUAGUUUUGCAGAAGCGUGUAUUGUAUUGUCAGUUCAUAUAAAAGAUGUUACUAACAAUUA